AUGUCGAACUUGAACACACAACGGGAAGCGAAGCCUGUUGCACAUCCGGCCAAGGCAAAAUCACGGUCGCCGUCUACGGUGGACCGACUGGAUGCAGUGUGGUUGGAACGUAGCAAGUUAUCCCGACUUCCCAACCAGGAGGAUUUCACUUCCCAUGACAUUGACGACAUUAAUGGUUUCAUUGAUUUGGGUUUUCGGUUUGAUUCCCCGGAUAUGGAUCCUAAGUUGUUUAAAGUUUUGCCAGGCCUACAAUUUUAUCGUGCCGUGACGAACCAACGCGAUAUCACUAGUUUAUCCAAGUCUUCUUCAUCAUCAACAACAAGAGAUAGUUGUGAUAUGAGUAUGGCUAACAAAGAAGAAACCCCACUCCGCAAAUUUUUUGACCUUGAUGAUCAAGAGAAGACAACGGCUAGGCUACUAGAGUGGGUAAAAGUGGUUGCAAGCGACGCCCGCCGAAAAUCAAGAAGUUUUUCUAGCCACAAUACUGAUGAUGGUUAA
Molecule: messenger RNA, 498 nt
Organism: Oldenlandia corymbosa var. corymbosa
Lineage: Eukaryota; Viridiplantae; Streptophyta; Magnoliopsida; Gentianales; Rubiaceae
Source: the annotation of a GenBank genome assembly